Molecule: messenger RNA, 740 nt
Organism: Hyla sarda
Lineage: Eukaryota; Metazoa; Chordata; Amphibia; Anura; Hylidae
Product: drebrin-like protein
Exons: 7
Coding region: 66-542 (158 amino acids)
Biological process (GO): neuron projection morphogenesis; postsynaptic actin cytoskeleton organization; regulation of actin filament polymerization
Cellular component (GO): lamellipodium; actin filament; plasma membrane
Molecular function (GO): actin filament binding
Source: RefSeq, a predicted model, not a curated record
GAAGCAGCAUCGUCUCCAGACAUUGUAGAAGGGAAGAAGUCUCACAGUCACCCUGACCCGAUGACAUGAGCGCCCUGAACCUGGACACCUACAGCCUGUCCCUCAUCACUGCCAGGGAGGACAUCCUGAGUGCCCGGAGCUCCACCGACUGGGCCGUUUUCACCUAUGAGAAGAAAUGGAGCCUGAAGCUGUUGGAUUCUGGAGUCGGCGGACUGGAAGAGCUGCUCAAGAAGUUCAAUGAGAACCUGGUCCAGUAUGGACUGUGCCAAGUGAGCGAUCCGAGUAGCGGGGUGCAGAGGAUCAUCCUCAUAUACUGGGUUGGUGAGAAUGUGGACGCCUUUCGGAAAGGAGUCGCGGCUGAGCACCUUCCUGCCAUCCGCAGAUUCUUCAAGGAGGCUAAUGUGGUGCUGGGUGCCCAGAAGGUUGGAGACAUCACCCAGGAGGUGGUGGUACAAGCUCUGAGUAGGGUACCACCGCCCGCCAGAGCCUUCCAGAAACCCCGGAUCCCGGCUCCAAUGAGGUGGUGGGGACCAAGUAUAUGAAGACCAAUCCGGCUGUAGAGAUGAAGAUCAGUAAGAGGGAGGCGUUCUGGCAGAGGUCAGAGAGAGAAGAGGAGCGGAGGAAGGAGGCCGAGCGUCUGAGACUGCAGGAGGAGCGGAUCAACCUGGAGAAGGAGCGCAUCCAGAGAGAGAGGCAGGAGGAGGAGGAGAGAGACCGCCGCAUCCAGGAGAAGGAGAGGA